ACUUCCGGCGGGGCCCGGCAGGCGCCGAGGAGGAAGAGCGAUCCCGGACAGCGCCUCUCGGCCGACUCUCGGCGCGGACCAGUGUGUUAGCGGUUGUCUGCCCAGCUCACGGUUUUAAACCCUUCGGAGCUGCAGAUUUAAAAAGUACGGAGAGUGGUGGUGACGAGGGUCCGCAGCGGUGAUGCAGUUCAGGAUGACGACUUCAGGCGCUCUGUUUCCAAGCCUGGUGCCAGGCUCCCGCGGGUCCUCCAACAAGUAUUUGGUGGAGUUUCGGGCAGGAAAGAUGUCAUUAAAAGGAACUACUGUCACCCCAGAUAAACGGAAAGGCCUCGUGUACAUUCAACAGACAGAUGACUCCCUCAUUCACUUUUGCUGGAAAGACAGGACAUCUGGGAACGUGGAAGACGAUCUGAUCAUCUUUCCUGAUGACUGCGAGUUCAAGCGUGUGCCGCAGUGCCCCAGCGGCAGGGUCUACGUCCUCAAGUUUAAGGCUGGCUCCAAGCGGCUCUUCUUUUGGAUGCAGGAGCCCAAGACGGACCAGGACGAGGAGCACUGCCGGAAGGUCAACGAGUACCUCAACAACCCGCCCAUGCCCGGCGCCCUGGGGGCCAGCGGCAGCGGAGGCCACGAGCUGUCGGCGCUGGGCGGCGAGGGCGGCCUGCAGAGCCUGCUGGGGAACAUGAGCCACAGCCAGCUCAUGCAGCUCAUCGGACCCGCCGGCCUCGGAGGACUGGGGGGGCUGGGGGCCCUGACUGGGCCGGGCCUGGCCAGCUUACUGGGCAGCGGCGGGCCUCCGGCAAGCAGCUCCUCGUCCAGCUCCCGGAGCCAGUCGGCGGCGGUCACCCCAUCCUCCACCACCUCGUCCACCCGCGCCACCCCAGCCCCCGCUGCCCCAGCAGCUGCCUCAGCGACCAGCCCGAGCCCCGCGCCCAGUUCAGGGAAUGGAACCAGCACGGCCGCCAGCCCGACGCAGCCCAUCCAGCUGAGCGACCUGCAGAGCAUUCUCGCCACGAUGAACGUGCCGGCCGGGCCCGGAGGCGGCCAGCAAGUUGACCUGGCCAGCGUGCUGACACCCGAGAUCAUGGCCCCCAUCCUCGCCAACGCGGACGUCCAGGAACGCCUGCUGCCCUACCUGCCCUCCGGGGAGUCGCUGCCGCAGACGGCGGAGGAGAUUCAGAACACGCUGACCUCGCCCCAGUUCCAGCAGGCCCUGGGCAUGUUCAGCGCGGCUUUGGCCUCGGGGCAGCUGGGCCCCCUCAUGUGCCAGUUCGGGCUGCCCGCAGAGGCCGUGGAGGCCGCCAACAAGGGCGACGUGGAAGCCUUCGCCAAAGCCAUGCAGAGCAGCGCCAGCCCCGAGCAGCAGGAGGGGGACGGCAAGGACAAGAAGGACGAGGAGGAAGACAUGAGCCUCGACUGAGGCGCCCGCGUCGGGGGGGGGGGGGGUCGCCCCGCUCGUGCGGCCCCGGGAGCGGCGUUUGCCCUCCUCGCCCCCCACACCUCUGUCCCCACUUGCUAAUCAGUAAAGGUCUUUUCUUUUA
Sus scrofa (pig) is the source of this 1538-nucleotide messenger RNA. RefSeq names its product ADRM1 26S proteasome ubiquitin receptor (gene ADRM1). Lineage: Eukaryota; Metazoa; Chordata; Mammalia; Artiodactyla; Suidae. Gene Ontology annotation, molecular function: endopeptidase activator activity; proteasome binding. Gene Ontology annotation, cellular component: nucleus; proteasome regulatory particle, lid subcomplex; cytoplasm. The record is from RefSeq and is a predicted model, not a curated record.